This is a messenger RNA of Phlebotomus papatasi, 1438 nucleotides long. RefSeq lists its product as uncharacterized. The transcript has 5 exons. The record is from RefSeq and is a predicted model, not a curated record. The coding region runs from base 592 to 1233 and encodes 213 amino acids. NCBI's taxonomy places the organism in Eukaryota, Metazoa, Arthropoda, Insecta, Diptera, Psychodidae.
UUCUGAGGAAGAUCUCAUGGGAGCCACACUGGGGAAAUAGUCUGAGAGCGAUCGCUACGAUCACCAGAGCUCAGUUUAUCUGUGAGCCCAGAGCUGUGCGCACCGGGCACGAGACUUUUCCUCCGUCUUUCGCGGGCCUUCUCUAUCUUUGUUCAAAGUGGCCACGAUCGUGCUCCCUAGCACAAACUGAUCAGUUGCUCUUGUGUCGCCAAAGUGUUUGUCACGCUGCCCUCGAAGACUCCUCAUGGACUUCCCAGCACUUUUGGUGAUCGCGGAUGGAUUUAUGUGAAGUGUUAUUUCUUCUGCCAAUCUACGGAUUAGCUACUUAAUUUCAGAAAAAAGAAGAAUUUCUAAGUGGUUUUUUGUGACUCUGUUAAUUUACUUUUUCAGAUAUUCGUAAAACUAUCAGAAAAACAGAGGAAAAAGCGCAAUACUUGUGCAUGAAGAAUAAAUGGUGUGUGAAAAGUCAUACAAUCCAGUAAUUUAGCAAAAACGAUUUGUUGGAAGGAGCAACUAUAGAACCUUAUAAACUCAUAAAAUAUAAAUAUUUAAUAAAUUAAGUGUGUAAAGUGUAAUUUAUAUAUUGCUAAAAUGAUCAUAACACAUCAAAUUAUUUCCAUGCUUUCAACGUUUCUGGCGUUCACAACAUUUAUUGGAAGCACGUGUGGCAUAAGAGUAGAUUGGAACACAAACAAGGGUCCUAUUGUUCCGCCUACAUCAACAAAACCUCCAGUACCCAAGCUCCCUUACCGAGAUCCAGCACCUGUUUGGGAGGAUCAGUCUAAUGAUAUCCCCAAUCCAAACCCUUAUGUAUACGUCCUUCCACCUCCAGCUAGGCCACCCUACAACCGACACAACUACAAACAGAGGUCAACAGAGAAGCCUGAACAACCUACAAAGGCGCCAAACUAUGGUACCAUCGUCAGUCCUCAGCAAAAUGAGAUUCCACAUGAUGAUCAGUAUGUGAAACCAGUUGCGCAUCUGGCUGUUCAGUACGUUCCAAAUGUAGGCUUCAAGUACUAUGCAGUUAUUGCCUACAAUCCCUACGUGAAACAGUCUAAGAAUGUGUACGACAAACCCAAUGGAAAGUACAAUGCCAAGCUGAAGAAGUACAAAGCCUACGAGGAGAAGGCAAAAUUCGCACCUUAUCUCAUGUACAUUCCAGUGCCACCACCUCAACAGGUACCUCCCUAUGGCUUCGUGAGCCAGAAGGCUCAGGUGAGCAAAUCCUGAAAAUUGCCAGAAAUUGUGACUGAUUGUUAGUUUUUUUUGUGUUGGAAAAAUGCCGCGGAGCACAAUCGACCACUCUUUCAAACGCAAGAAACUCUCUUUGGUGAGAGUUACCCAGCAAAAAAAGUAAAUAAAAAGAAAAAUGUUUCCAUCUAUUAUUACAGAAUAAUACUGUGUAAAUAAAAUUACGAUGUAAAAUUGAUAAAAA